Molecule: messenger RNA, 843 nt
Organism: Ogataea parapolymorpha DL-1
Lineage: Eukaryota; Fungi; Ascomycota; Pichiomycetes; Pichiales; Pichiaceae
Product: Subunit of both RNase MRP and nuclear RNase P
Exons: 1
Coding region: 1-843 (280 amino acids)
Biological process (GO): tRNA processing
Cellular component (GO): nucleolar ribonuclease P complex
Molecular function (GO): RNA binding
Source: RefSeq, a predicted model, not a curated record
AUGAUUUGUGAUGUCAAUGUCUUAUGGCCGCAGGAGGACUACGGCUCGUCUGUGACGGCGUCGCAGCUCUCUGAGCUGAAAAAUAGACUGGCGGUGCUAGAAGAACUGGGAUACACCCAUGUUGCGCUCAAUUUUCGUAUACGACAAGGCCAACGACUCCCAGCACAGGUAAACCCCAUCGAUUUGUCAUCUUUUUCCGAGUUUAAAGAUCGACUCAAGCUUUUUACCCGGGUCACUCUAAUCGUGGAAGAUGCGUCGCAAAUGCAGACAGUGGCAAAGCUCCAAAAUGCCUUUGAUCUUGUGGCUGUUGAGCCGCGUACAGAAAAGGCUUUGACAUCCUGUAUAGUUAAUAUGGAGGUGGACCUUAUCUCGUUAGACAUGGCCAACAGACUUCCGUGCUAUUUGAAGCACAAGACUAUAUGUUCUGCUACAGAAAAGGGUGUUUAUUUUGAGAUCAAAUAUUCAGAUUUGGUCGACACUAGCUCAAGCACACGGGCCACAGCCAUCUCAAACAUAAAACAACUGUUUAGGGCUUCGCGGUUGCGAGGUCUUGUUUGUUCGAGCGGUGCCAAAAGCGCAAAAAGCCUACGCAAUUAUAGCGACGUGGCCAACAUGCUGGUUCUAUUCGGGUUGGACCACAAUCGCAGUCAACAGGUAUUCAAAGAUUGGCCAUUAAAAGCACUGCUUGCUGGGAGACUCAGAAUCAAGUCGUACAAGCAGGUGGUGGCCAUUAGCGGAGACGAGAACUUGAUAGAUAACUCUUUGGAGGGGAAGAACAAACAGGACGCAACACCAUAUAGACAUCCGAAAAGAAGAAAGGAGGACAAGCAGUCCACGAUGUGA